Lathyrus sativus (Indian pea) is the source of this 597-nucleotide messenger RNA. The record is from the annotation of a GenBank genome assembly. NCBI's taxonomy places the organism in Eukaryota, Viridiplantae, Streptophyta, Magnoliopsida, Fabales, Fabaceae.
AUGAAGAAGAAGGGUUUAAUCUUGAGGCACUCAAUCGCUCUUGUCACCAUUCUGGUAACCGUUUGCUGCAUUUUCAUCGUUAUUGUAACUUUUUUCAAGCUUCCCGAGGUUCAAAACAAGAGGAAUCAGAAAAUGGGGUUUUACCCCAUUACCAGAUCUAGAAAAGUCUCCAUUCAAGAUUUUAACUUGUGCAAGUUUGGUGAAAUGAUGAUUGAAAUGUUACCUCAAGAUCUUGCUUUCACUGUUUUUGUUCCGUCAGAGGAAGCUUUUAAGCGUGAUCUGCAUUUGAAUGUCGAUGAUAGUUUGAAACAAGACAAGUUUAAUGAUACUUACGCAAUUGUGAGUCGUGUGUUGGGGUUUUCUGCUGUUCCUCGUACAGUUUGGUCGGUUGAUUUAAGGUUUGGUGAGGUUGUGAACCAUGAGUCUUUGUCUGGGUUUUCUUUGUAUGUUUCGAAAGAUGUUGAUGGGAUGGUGGUUGUUAAUAGGAUUAGGUCUAAAAUUGUGGAUGUUAGACAAAAUGGGAUUGUUGUUCAUAUUUUGGAUGGGGUUAUUAUGGAUGCUGAUUUUGAACAAUCGGUUUUAUCUGAGGAGGAUUGA